This is a messenger RNA of Mugil cephalus (flathead mullet), 1943 nucleotides long. Its product is annotated as myeloid-associated differentiation marker homolog. Bases 208 to 1092 code for a protein of 294 amino acids. Gene Ontology annotation, cellular component: membrane. The record is from RefSeq and is a predicted model, not a curated record. The transcript has a single exon. Lineage: Eukaryota; Metazoa; Chordata; Actinopteri; Mugiliformes; Mugilidae.
AGUCAGACGAGGGGGCCAUAAACAGCGCAGAUAAGGAAGGUCCAGAAUGCUCUGUUUGAACACAUUACUUCACUCGUGUUUGGUUUUAAAGGAACUCGACUGGCUGGGCUUUUACAUAGGUUUCUGGUUGGGGAUUCAGAAGUGCAGGAGUACAGAAUACUGACGUGGAGACGGAACAGGACUUUUUUUUUAUUUUAAAGGCGCAUCAUGAUUUAUCGUGUGGACGUACGAUCCCUCAUCCAGCCCGUGGGCAUCUUGCGAAUAAUAGAGGCCUUCCUGUCUUGUUUAUGCUUCAGCCUGGUGGCGUCGGUGGGUCAUAAGUCAUCUCCCCACUGUCAACAAGACGAGCCAGGCUGCGUUGACAACUUCUGGGCGUGGUGCAUGUUCACUUGGUGCUUCUGCUGCUUCUUCACGCUCCUCAUCAUCAUCCUGGAGUUCACCACUCUCAGCUCUAAAGUGCCGUUCGCCUGGGAUGACUUUACCACUGCCUUCGCGAUGCUGGCGGGCCUCAUGUGCCUGUCGGCCGGCAUCAUCUACCCCAGCUUCUUCACCUGCUCCACUUGCCACAAGGAGAUCAUUGCCUCCGCCAUGUCCUCGGCUUGUUUCGGCGUGUACACGGCCGAAGCGUCCAUGACCCUCUUUCGUCCCAGGGGGCAAACCAUCGGCUUCCUCUCCACGCUGCCCGGUAUAAUGAAGAUGCUGGAGACCUUUAUGGCCUGCAUCAUCUUCAUGUCCCUGGAGACGAUGCACUACAACGACUACCCGGGGCUGAAGUGGUGUGUCUCAGUGUACUCUUUGUGUUUCAUCUUCUCCCUCGUCAUCAUCCUGCUCAGCCUCCUACCGCUGAACUCGUUUAUUCCGUUCUCCAUUGACAAGAUUGUCGUCGUCUAUAACAUCUUGGCAGCGCUGGCCUAUUUUACAGCCAUGGUUAUCUGGCCAGUGUACAACUUCAGUAGUUCCAGAACUUAUACAAAGGUCCGUCGUGAUAAGGCAAUAAUAGUCACCGUCAUGUCCAUCUUCAACUUUAUCGUUUACACCCUUGACUCCCUCUGUGCAGUACGGCUUGUAUUCAUCACCGGCAGAGCAGAGUGAGACGCCACUUUAACGAUCAUAUAAACUGUAUACUCUAUAAACUGAGCACAAAUCAUGUUUUGGUGUCAUUUUUUAAGUGUUUUUGCUUUUAUAUUGUUGUAUAUCAUCUGCCAACGCUAGCACAAUUAGCUACAGUAGCUACAGUUAAUGAUUACAGCUAUAAUAAAAAAAAAAGCCUGAAGAGACUAAAAGACUGAUCAAACAAACAAUAACACAGAGCUCCUCGUCUAGUUUAUUGCACUAGGUCAUAUUCAAACUAUGUGGCAAGAGAAUCUAGGUGUGUUUUCACAUUCAUGCAUUUGUUUGUUCAUUUGGGGUUACUGCAGCUUUGACGUUUUAUCUGAUACACUAGUUUAAAAGAACAAAAAGUCUGGCCCCCAGUCACAAAAUGUUGUUUUACGUUUUACAUUUGUAAGUGGCUUCAAAUGGAACUGAUGAGCUUGUGGUUACAACAUAUAGAGCUUCCCGUACGCAAACUUUUUGACAAUCAUUGUUUAAUUAUCUCUUUUCAAUACGUUAUCAAUUUCAAUACGUUUAGUUGCGAUUUAAAUAUGUUUUGUUGAAAUUCAAUCAUUUUUGUUGCAAUUACUUUUUGUUGCAAUUCAAUAUGUUUUGCUGCAAUUUAAUCAUUUUUGUUCCAAUUCAAUGACUUUUUGUUGCAUUUCAAUACUUUUUGUAUAUAUGCCAAUACUUCUAUAUUGUUUAUUCUAUUCAAGUUUUGCAUGUUUAUUUUUGUGUUUUAUAUUUAUGUUUCCACAGUCCAUUGUUUACUCUGUAUACUCUAUGUAUGCUGUUGCUAACCGCAAUUUUACCCAUUCAUUGUGGGACAAAUAAAGGUUUUCACAUUCUGA